AUGGUUCCCUCGGGUGAGAACAUAACUUUCCCAGUGUCAGAGAACUGUCCCAACUGCAGCUCCUCCUCCUACCCUGAUAUGGAUAACACUAAGGCUGUGACCCUGGGUCUGGUGCUGGGAGUGUUUGUCAUCUUCGGGGUUCUGGGUAACAUCCUAGUCAUUCUGUCUGUCGUGUGCCACCGCCACCUGCGCUCCGUCACACACUACUUCAUCGCCAACCUGGCAGCGGCCGACCUGCUCCUGAGCUCCACCGUGCUGCCGUUCUCUGCCACCUCGGAGGUCCUGGGCCGCUGGGUGUUUGGCCGGCCUUUCUGUAGUGCUUGGGCCGCCUUGGAUGUUCUCUGCUGCACUGCCUCUAUCCUCAGCCUGUGUGUCAUCUCUGUGGACCGCUACCUUGCCGUCAGCUACCCGCUGCGCUACCCGUCCAUAGCCACUGGGCGGCGCGGCAUGGUCGCAGUGACAGCUCUCUGGGGCCUCUCAGCAGCCAUAUCAGUGGGUCCGCUCUUCGGCUGGAAGGAGCCCGACCCAGAGGACGAGACUGAGUGCCGGAUCACAGAGGAACCGGGUUAUGCUAUUUUCUCUGCCAUGGGGUCGUUCUAUGUGCCACUGGCUGUCAUCCUGGCCAUGUACUGCAGGGUGUAUGUGGUGGCCAAGCGGAAGACUCAGGACCUGAGGGAGGGCAGGAAGAGGGAGGGGGGGAUGGACACGGAGGGAGAGGGAGUGACACUGAGGAUCCAUCGGGGAAAUGCCCCUGCUGUGCCAGAGGGACAGGAGGAGGAGGGAGAUGAGGGCACCAUUAGGCGGAGACGCACCACCUUCGCCCUCAUGCGCCUGCUGAAGUUCUCCCGGGAGAAGAAGGCAGCCAAGACUCUGGGCAUCGUGGUUGGCUGCUUCGUUCUCUGCUGGCUGCCCUUCUUCCUGGUUAUGCCCAUCGGUGAGUAUCCCACAAUGCAUUUCCUUCCUCUCUAUGAUAUGUAUGUGCUGCUGCAUGCCUUUUGUUUUGAAUUGCAUGGAAAUGAAAAAGAGACAUUAAUAUGACUAGAUGUCUGUCAGAGGGAAUAGCAUCACUGAAUUAAUUUCUCACAAAAAUAAUCUCUCUAACUGAUUUCCCAUAGCAGCAUAUAAACCCCCAUUACUGGAUAGAGAGUGAUUGCCUCACACUGUGUCGUUUUCUAGUCAGGGAAAGCUUCCCUUCCAAAUCUCAGAAAAAUAAACCCCUCCACUCAACUCAAUUGAACUUUAAAAUGUAAAUCUCAACCUCUCAAUGGAAAAGCGCUGUGACAAAAUUGAAUGGAAAUUAAUGUAUUGAUGAAGACUGAAAGAGGGGGAAUAAGCCACAAGGCCUAUUUUCUGCAUAUUCCAUUGUGUUAGUUCUGCUGCAGCACACCAAAAACAAUGUUAGGAGCCGUAAGCAAAAGCAACCCUCUAUUAUACAAAUUCAGCUACAAAAUCACUGCUGUUAGCAUUGCCAUGGGAUGAGUCACUUAUAACAAUAGUUCAGUGAUUUGAAAGAAUAUGACAGGACACAAAUGGUGCGUUAAUAUGAUGGCAAAAAUAGGAACGAUAGGAAGAUUAAGAGGAGCUAUGUAUGAUCAUAUGAUGAUGCAUGUCACCUACAGUCAAAUCCAACGUUGCCUCAAAGCUGUCAUCCACGUCAUUAAUACCCCCACAGAAUGUGAUUAACGAGAUGCAGUAUAAUGGCUUCACAGACUUUAAUAUCCUUGAUUAGGGAUGGGACAGAUCUGUAAUUCAAGAUGAUAUGGAAAUUGGGGUUGAACUCAUCUACUGUAGAUUAGCAGAUUAGCAGAAAGCCUGCUGAUGGCCUAGGUCUGGGGAGGUGUAUCUGAAUGCAUCCAUACUGUGCAUUUUGUAUCCUACUUUAGAAUGCAUUUAUAUACAAUUUCUUGAUGGAAAUCCAAUGAGUCCAAUGUUAGAAUAGUUUAUUGAUUUAUUUGUGUUUUAUUGUAUACAUAACAACGGAGUCUAUGACCUUGGUUACCCCUGUUGAAUGCUCCCUAUACAUGUCUGUUUUCUUUUACAGUACAUCAGGAAUUCAAUUACUGCCAUGGAGAAGCAGAGCAAAUGAAAUGCCAGUGCUGGGUUAUACUUCAGGGAAGAAAUGAAAUGAACAAAAACAAAAACACUAUUCAUUAUUUUAUUCCUAAACCAUUAUGGACAACAAACAUAAAGGAUAUGAUGUUGUGCUCAGUAAGCAGGCGCCCACAAUCACCCUUCAUCUUUCCAAGGCAGCAAAGCAUGACUGGAGUUUAGCAUUUCACUAAAAACAGACCUUUAGACCCGAGAGCACAAUAUUUCAUGCCGACUCUGAGAUGAUGCCCCUGAGCUUCUCAGACUAUAUGAAUGAAAGAGUUGAAUGUUUAAGACCUUUAGUGACAAAUCUCUCCAGAUAGAGAGAUACAGGUAUGUUGGCUUUACAAAACUCUCACCUAGAAAGAUAACCUAGAAAGUGUAAGUACACAGUGAACACCAGUAUGUCUGUAUUUGAAACUAUGGUGAAAUGGUGUGGGUUAAUGUGUGAGCUAUCUCUGCUCAUCCUAUAUACAUACAGAGAAUGGUCGAUAAAACAUGCCAAUGAUCGAUGAUUCAUAUUGACAUUGUGAACUACUGUAUGUGAUUUAAGUGAUCUGUGUGUGUGUGCUUUCUGUCUGUUCUUUCCACAGGCUCCAUAUUCCCAUCAUACAGGCCAUCUGACACCAUCUUUAAGAUCACCUUCUGGCUGGGCUACCUCAACAGCUGUAUCAACCCUAUUAUCUAUCCCUGCUUCAGCCAGGAGUUCAAGAGGGCCUUCCUCAACGUUCUGCACGGACGCUGUCUCAGACAGGGGGGCAGGAGCUCCAAGUCUCUGGGGUUUGCUUCUUCCUAUGAUCCCAGUCCUGGUCCAUUGUCUCUUAUCAGAUCCCAGCCUCCCCCCUCCUCCUCCAGCUCCUCCACCCAGCCACCCCAAGCCCCCUCCCCAGCUUCUCCCUCCUUGGGCUGCUGUAGGACCUUCUCUGGCUCCUCUUCCUCAGUGGGGGUGCCAGGUCAUACCCACAUUGCCCGGGUCCACAGUAAAAGCCUGCUGAAGGCGUGGUGCUUUGCAGCGGGGGAAAGACUGCCACCAUUGGGUGCUCCUAGCCUAAGCCCCUCAGCCCGUGGUGCUGCUACAUGUCAAGCCAAAGUCCAUCGCCUCUCCUUGGGAGCGAAAGGGGAGGCAGUGUGA
Molecule: messenger RNA, 3220 nt
Organism: Coregonus sp. 'balchen'
Lineage: Eukaryota; Metazoa; Chordata; Actinopteri; Salmoniformes; Salmonidae
Source: the annotation of a GenBank genome assembly